AAAUCUCAACAGCUGCAUAAACAAGUGGAGCAGAUACAGAUCAGGAGACCAAGCUCCUACCCUGUGCCAUUAACCCUUCACCCUGCCUGCCAGGGCAUCACCCAGCACCACACAUGGGUACAGCAGCCCAGGAGUGACAUGGGAAUAUAAUGCAUAUUGUGGUACUGGCCGCAUUGGGCAUCUUUACUGGGAAAACUCUGCAUCUGUUCAGAAGGGAAGAGAAGGAUUUAGCAGCAGUGACGGAGGUGUCAUUAGACUGUAUAUCAUGAUCAGCAGAUAGCGCCAUACACGAGGACCAUGGCUCUCCGCAAGAGGAGUCGUCAUGCAUUGGGUUUCCUGUGCUGCUUUGGGAGCAGCGAACACCCGGAAAUUAACCUCAAGGACAAUAAUCCCCUCCAGUUUUUGGAGUUCUCAGGGCCGAUACCAUCUCCGGAAGAGCUGAACGCCAGGUUCUCCGAGCUUGUGGAUGAGCUGGAUCUCACAGACAAGAACCGGGAGGCCAUGUUUGCCCUCCCCCCAGAGAAGAAGUGGCAGAUUUACUGCAGCAAGAAGAAGGAACAAGAGGAUCCGAAUAAACUGGCGACCAGCUGGCCCGACUAUUACAUCGACAGGAUCAACUCCAUGGCCGCCAUGCAGACGGUUUACGCCUUUGAUGAGGAAGAUACAGAGACGAGGAAUAAAAUUGUAGAAGACUUGAAGACGGCGCUCCGGACCCAACCGAUGAGGUUUGUCACCAGGUUCAUAGAGCUGGAUGGUUUGACUUGCCUCUUGAAUUUCCUGAAGAGCAUGGAUUACGACACAGCGGAGAGCCGCAUACACACAUCCGUUAUAGGAUGCAUGAAGGCUCUGAUGAACAACUCCCAGGGACGGGCGCACGUUUUGGCGCAUCCUGAGUGCAUCAAUAUCAUCUCCCACAGUUUACGGACUGAGAACAUCAAAACCAAGAUCGCCGUUCUGGAGAUCCUGGGCGCCGUCUGCCUGGUACCGGACGGGCAUAAGAAAGUCCUGCAAGCCAUGCUCCACUACCAGGUGUACGCUGCCGAACGCACCAGGUUUCAGACCCUGCUGAAUGAGCUAGACAGGAGUAUGGGGAGGUAUCGAGACGAAGUGAACCUGAAAACCGCCAUCAUGUCCUUCAUCAAUGCCGUCCUCAACGCCGGCGCUGGAGAGGAUAAUCUUGAAUUCCGGUUGCAUCUUAGAUAUGAGUUCCUUAUGUUGGGGAUCCAGCCAGUUAUUGACAAGCUGAGACAACAUGAAAAUGCCACCCUAGACAGACAUCUGGACUUCUUUGAGAUGGUGAGGAACGAGGACGAGGUAGAGCUGGCCAAGAGGUUUGACACAGAUCACAUCGAUACCAAAAGUGCAACAGAGAUGUUUGAGUUGAUAAAGAAGAAGCUGAAGCACACGGACGGAUAUCCCUACCUGUUGUCCAUCCUCCAGCACUGCCUCCAGAUGCCGUACAAGCGUAAUGGCAGCAACCUGCAGCAGUGGCAGCUCCUGGACCGGAUCCUACAGCAGAUCGUCCUCCAAGAUGAGAAAGGUGAAGAUCCCGACGUGACUGUUCUGGAGAACUUCAGUGUCAAGAACAUCAUUAAGAUGCUAGUGAAUGAGAAUGAAGUCAAGCAAUGGAGAGAACAAGCGGAGAAAUUUAGAAAAGAACACGUGGAACUGGCCAGUCGGCUCGAGAAGAGAGAGCGGGAAUGUGAAACGAAGACGCAGGAGAAGGAGGACAUGAUGAAGACCUUGAACAAGAUGAAGGACAAGCUGCAGAAGGAGUCGUCCGAGCUGCGUCUGGCCAAAGAUCAGAUGGCGGAGCUGAUGUCUCAGCUGAACGAGCACUCGACCGGUGGUCCGAUAUCCUACCCUCUUCCUCCACCACCACCUCCUGGUGGUCCUAUGUCUCUUCCACCACCUUUACCGGAGUAUUUGCCGCCUCCACCACCGCCGCUGCAGUCAUUCUCUUGUUUCCCCCCGGCCCCUCCGCCUCCACCACCGCCUGGGGGACCACCGCCACCUCCCGGAGCUCCUCCAUUCUUUGGGAUGGGCAUGCAGGCACCACCUCUCCACUCCUUUACCUGUGGAACAAACUCGAGGAAGAAAUCCAUUCCACAACCAUCGCACCCACUGAAGUCCUUUAACUGGUCCAAACUGAAUGAGGACAAAAUCAGUGGAACAAUCUGGAAUGAUAUUGACGACGUCCGAGCCUUUAAAAUUUUGGAUCUAGAAGAAUUUGAGAGAAUGUUCUCAGCUUAUCAGAGACACCAGGACCUGCUAACUAACACCUCUCUGAAACAGAAAGAGGUUGAUUCCAUGGAGGAUCUCUACCUGUCCAGCCGCAAGGUGAAGGAGCUAUCCGUGAUUGAUGGGCGCAGGGCGCAGAAUUGUGUCAUCCUUCUCUCCAAACUCAAGUUGUCCAACGAGGAGAUUAAGAAAGCCAUUAUGGAGAUGGAUGAGCAAGAAGAUCUCCCUAAAGAUAUGCUGGAGCAGCUCUUGAAGUUCAUCCCUGAGAAGAGCGACAUUGACCUGCUGGAGGAACACAAACACGAGAUUGACCGCAUGGCACGGGCUGACCGCUUCUUGUAUGAGAUGAGCAGGAUCGACCACUAUCAGCAGCGGCUGCAGGCUUUGUUUUUCAAGAAGAAGUUCCCAGAGCGAUUAGCGGAGGCGAAGCCUAAGGUUGAAGCCCUGCUCCUGGCGUGCAAGGAACUGACCCGAAGCAGACGAUUAAAGCAGCUUUUUGAAGUCGUCUUGGCCUUCGGAAACUACAUGAAUAAAGGCCAGAGAGGAAACGCGUUUGGCUUCAAAGUUGCGAGUCUGAAUAAGAUCAUUGAUACCAAAUCCAGUAUAGACAGGAACAUCACCCUCUUGCACUACCUAAUUAUGAUAUUUGAGAAGACGUACCCCGACAUCCUCAACAUCCAGGGGGAACUCGAGCACCUCUCCGAGGCAGCUAAAGUCAACUUGGUCGAGUUGGAGAAGGAAGUGCACAAUAUAAAGACCGGACUGAGGGCCGUGGAGUCGGAACUGGAGUAUCAGAAGCGCCACUACAGGAAUCCCGAGGACCAUUUUGUGUCAGUAAUGAGUGACUUCAUCACGGUGGCCAGCUUCAGCUUCUCGGAGGUCGAGGACCUGCUGAGUGAGGCCCGAGAUAAGUUCGCCAAAGCAAUGAAACAUUUUGGAGAAUCGGAGGGUAAAAUGCAGCCGGAUGAGUUUUUUGGCAUCUUUAAUCUUUUUCUGCAGUCAUUUUCUGAGGCCAAGCAAGAUCUGGAGAAUAUGAGAAAGAAGAAGGAGGAGGAAGAACGAAGGGCUCGGAUGGAAGCCAUGCUUAAGGAGCAACGUGAGAAGGAGCGGCGACUUAAGAAGGCCAAAGCCGGCAGUAUAUCGGAAGAAGGCGGCGAGUUUGAUGAUCUGGUGUCAGCAUUAAGAUCGGGGGAAGUUUUUGAUAAGGACAUAUCCAAACUUAAGAGGAAUCGGAAACGUUCCGGUAACCAAAUUCUGGACACUAGCAGAGAGAGGGCAGUGACGAAGCUAAAUUGUUAGGAUCAGACAUAGAGACGUUGCAGCGUGGACCAUAGUGCGUGGGUGAUGAGUCAAGGUCACCGGAAACUGCCCUGCAGAACUAAAGAACUUCACCUCUGUGUGACCAAGAUCAUUCCCACCAUAGCUUGAGCAUCAAGCUCUUCAAAGUGCCUCAGUGGAGAAACGCAGUGGACCAGGUCCAUGUCUAUGAGACCUGCAGGAGAACGUGCCGCAGUCACGCUUUACAAGUGCCAAAUAUUUUAAUUAUUUUUGCACUGUCUAAAUCUUUGGUAUUUUGUACAGUAUCUACCCUAAGGAUUCAAGCUCUCCAAAAACAUUACACCCACAGAUAGACGAUGAUAGGAACAUUCUGUGGCCAAUAAUAGAUGUAAAUAGAAAAUUCCAGGUACGGAAUUUAAAGUAAAAAUUCUUACAUUUUCUUUUUAGAUUUAACGGUAACAUUUCAGCUGCAAGUAAUAGUAUCAGAGCCCCCCCCUUCUACUCUACGGUCAUGUACGGGACCUCGCACAAACGUACUCUUUGUAAUUCCAGGACCUUCUCCAAAAUCUCAAAACCACUGUACGAUAGCAACAUGUUGUGCACUUUUUACCUUUUUCAUGUGUUGCCAUGGUUAGUAUUGGCUUCGAGAACGCUGAAAAGUUUCAGCUGUCUCAACAAAAGCACAAACAUUUCGUAACCGAAAAAUAGGGGGGAGAAAAGGACGCGUCAUCAGGUUCUGGAACCCAACCUUAUCACUGCCAAAAACAUGGGAGAUAUACUUUGUCAGACACAUGAAAGAGCCAAAAAUAGUCAUGUUCUAGCGCAUCAAAAUGUAGAUUUUUUUUUUAUAGGAAUGAGAAGAGAACUGGCAGGUACACAAGUCAUGGGAUUUAAGGUCUUACUCUUGGUCAUAAAGUUAGACUUUACUUAACCUCAAGUUUCAAAAACUUGGGACAACAAUGGAAGAGUGAGGUUGAAUGCAGAACAUAUGUGUACUGUCCAGAAUCUAGAACCAUUGGUGGUGGCUAAGAAUUUAGAAAUGUAGAGCAGUGGUCGUCGUGGGUCUUCUAGCUUAUGGUGGUAACCCUGUAAAUCAUCUAUGGACCAGCAAUGGAAACAUCUUGGACAAUGUAUAGCAGGAAGGACCUCAUAACACGCAAAUAUUAUUUAUGGAACAAACCCUGAAUCAGUGAAUAGAAACAUAUAACAUCUAAAUGUUCUCAAGCAAAUGCACACCAAUGGAGAUGUAUUGUCUUCAACACUUUCUUCAUCAUGUGACGGUAGGCUUCGAUCUACUUGAGAGUUGGUACAGCCUUCUAAAAUUUUUGUCUCAUCUUGGGGAAAAAUCUUUUUGAGAUGUCUUGGACCACUUGUGGAAAGAAGAACCAUGGCACAUGUCAACUUUACAGUCAACCUUGAAUGUAUCGAAGACUUGGUCUACUGGGGAGAUGAAACAAUGGUUACUAUUUUGAGGUUGGACCAUGCAGGAAUGGAGACCUUUUGUCUUCGGUUAUCAGUGGAUAAUUUGCACAUGUAUUCUGCCUACCGCUGGUCGUAGUUGUGGGUCUACUGCAUCCCAAAGCUGUAUCUUCUUAUCAUGUCUGGCACAACCCUUUCCAGAUCAAGACUUCUCAUAGGCUUCCCCAAUGAAAAGUGGUCGGCACGGUGGUCCUUCAGUCUCCAUGACCCAAGUCACUUCUGUAGAAAUGAAGCACUUAUCCUGGAGUGUUCCUGAGGACCUUGGUACCUUCUGCGGCAAUAAUAUAUAUCUAUGUGGCAUGAUGACUGGUUUUGUUGUAAGUUUCCUUUUUUACUGAGUUGUCGACAUAUAAAAGGGAAGUGACUGAAGAUGGAAAAUAUCUGGAGCCGCACAUUAAAUUCUGUAGCUGCUUUUAUACGUCAUAGGACACGCCAUGAAAGUACUAGGCCGUACCAAAACCAAAUAGUGGCUUCACAAUGAAAUUUAUGGCACCAGGUUUUCUGUAGGCAUCAUUGACGGUGACAGGAGGCAAUAUUAACCCCUCCGCCAAUAAGAGGGAGAUUUGAUACAUUGUUUAAUCCAAGACAACGAUUUUGAUACAUUAAAUGAUACAACGUGUCACAUGAUGCAGCUGAUAGUAGAAGACAAAAUAGGGGGAUGGGAAUGUUAUGUCGCCAGUGAUUAAACUAUAAUCCGAGUAUAAUGAAAAGUUCUACAACUUUCCAGUGUACUUUAUGCUGCAAUGCCUUAUCAUUUUCAAGACUACUGCUUGUUGUCAGUGAAAAAGAGAUUGUUUGUUGAAAUCCUGAGGGUUUGUUACAAUAUUUCCAGCCUGUGCAAUCCUGCAGGACUAUGCAGUUUACCUUUGUGAUGUGAUUAGGUGGAUCUAAUUGUGACAAACCCUCAGCUGUGAGAGUCGAGACCGGUGAUGUACACGGCUGCAGUCCCCAGGGGUAGAAUGUACAGUAUUCUGGACUGCAGCUAGACGGGCGAAACUACAAAAUCUUGUCCAUAGUCCUUUCCUACAAGUAUUAGCUCUGGACGAGUAGUCACCCUCUGAAUGCAAACAAGAUUGUUCUCAUUCCCUGACAGCAAGCAGUGGUAAGGAGCAUGAUUUAGAAUUGAAAGUUGUGUUUUGUUUUUUUUUGUUUUUUUUUAGAAAGUUGCAGUACUUUUUCUUUCCAUGAGACUGGACAGGUCUAGGAGAUGACUGGCCACCAUAUGAGGAUGACUGGUGGAGAGCCCCUUUAAGGGGAUGGUUGGCUGUAGUCAUGUACCCGUGAUACGAGGAGUAGGCUGAGCCAGUGAUGGAGAGAGCAGGUUAUGGAUGCAUCCUCCGUUGUUUUCUAGGCUCCUCUCUUGGGCCCUGCUUGUCUUAGGCCUCCUGCACACGAACGUGCUGCGGGCCGCAAUGCAUGAACACCGACCGUGGGGCAGCCGCAGCGGAUCGCGGACCCAUCGCGGUCUGCAAUACGGCAACAUGGCAGCACACGUUCGUGUGCAGGAGGCCUUAUAUGUAUGUAGACGUAGACUGUAGGUCUUGUGUAUGUCGAUCUGUGCGAUGUCUGGAGAUGGAUCCUGUGGGGGCCAUGUUACAGCACGUGACCGUCAGACCCGACUCACUGAGAGCCGCUCCAUUAUAUGAGCCGCUUAUCACCUGUCAUGCCGCUGAUCCCUGUUCCUUUUACCAAACAGUAUUGAGACCCUGAGCAAGUGUGUCAGAGACUAUGAGGUCUUUGUGUAAGGCCUCUUGCACACGACCUGUAUGGAUUUAUCAGUAUUUUGCGGUCCGCAAAAAACAGAUCCGCAAAUAAUACAAAUGACGUCCGUGUGCAUUCUGUUUUUUUCCGGAACGGAACAGC
Molecule: messenger RNA, 6861 nt
Organism: Bufo gargarizans (Asiatic toad)
Lineage: Eukaryota; Metazoa; Chordata; Amphibia; Anura; Bufonidae
Product: disheveled-associated activator of morphogenesis 2
Exons: 26
Coding region: 298-3540 (1080 amino acids)
Biological process (GO): regulation of non-canonical Wnt signaling pathway; negative regulation of oligodendrocyte differentiation; actin cytoskeleton organization
Molecular function (GO): actin binding; small GTPase binding
Source: RefSeq, a predicted model, not a curated record